Lampris incognitus (smalleye Pacific opah) is the source of this 1818-nucleotide messenger RNA. RefSeq names its product enolase 1b, (alpha) (gene eno1b). Gene Ontology annotation, biological process: glycolytic process. Gene Ontology annotation, cellular component: phosphopyruvate hydratase complex. The record is from RefSeq and is a predicted model, not a curated record. Bases 210 to 1514 code for a protein of 434 amino acids. NCBI's taxonomy places the organism in Eukaryota, Metazoa, Chordata, Actinopteri, Lampriformes, Lampridae. Gene Ontology annotation, molecular function: phosphopyruvate hydratase activity; magnesium ion binding. The transcript is spliced from 13 exons.
GUCGACGCAGCCCUUCUGUCACCUUGGUCUGAUAGCUGCAAUACAUUAGAACUGCUGCAUCCCCACUGGUCAUGUGAUUAAUCAGAUGAGGAAGACUUAAUCCAAUUAGGAUACAAGAUAGGUUGUAUGCACGACUAAGCUUACAGUCAGGUCAGGACAUUCUCGUGAGUAAUCCUAAAGGAGGAAGGAGUGUAAAAAGGUCCUACACCAUGUCCAUUGUCAAGAUCCAUGCCCGGGAGAUCUUUGAUUCCCGCGGAAACCCUACUGUAGAAGUUGACCUCUACACUGAGAAAGGGCUCUUUAGGGCAGCUGUACCAAGUGGUGCAUCCACUGGUAUCUACGAAGCUUUGGAGCUUAGGGACAACGACAAGUCACGUUACCUUGGGAAAGGCGUUUUAAAGGCAGUUGAAAACAUUAAUUCAACUAUUGCCCCUGCGCUUGUCGCCAAGGAUGUGUCUGUGGUUGAUCAAGAAACAGUUGACAGGAUGAUGCUCGAGUUGGAUGGUACAGAGAACAAGUCCAAACUUGGUGCAAAUGCUAUUCUGGGUGUGUCGCUUGCUGUUUGUAAAGCUGGUGCAGCUGAGAAAGGAGUGCCCUUGUAUCGUCAUAUUGCUGACCUUGCAGGAAACCCGGAGGUCAUCCUGCCUGUGCCGGCCUUCAACGUGAUCAACGGUGGAUCUCACGCAGGUAACAAACUUGCUAUGCAGGAAUUUAUGAUCUUGCCCAUCGGUGCUAGCACCUUUAAGGAAGCCAUACGCAUUGGAGCUGAGGUCUACCAUAAUCUGAAGAACGUAAUUAAGAAGAGGUAUGGCCAGGAUGCUACCAAUGUUGGGGAUGAAGGUGGCUUUGCUCCAAACAUCCUUGAGAAUCAAGAAGCUCUUGAGCUGUUAAAGGAGGCCAUUGCUAAAGCUGGAUACACAGAUGAGAUUGUAAUUGGCAUGGAUGUGGCAGCAUCAGAAUUCUACAAGGAUGGGAAAUACGACCUGGACUUCAAGUCGUUUGAUGAUCCAAGCCGUUACAUCACCCCCGAUGAGCUGGCUGACCUUUACAAGAGCUUUGUCAAGGAUUAUCCAGUGGUAUCCAUUGAGGACCCCUUUGACCAGGAUGACUGGCAGGCCUGGACCAACUUCACAGAGACCACAGAUAUCCAGGUCGUCGGUGAUGAUCUCACAGUCACCAAUCCCAAACGCAUCACCCGGGCUGUUGAGGAAAAGGCCUGCAACUGUCUCCUGCUCAAAGUCAAUCAGAUUGGCACGGUUACUGAGUCAAUGGAGGCUUGUAAGAUGGCCCAGGCCAAUGGCUGGGGGGUGAUGGUCAGCCACCGGUCUGGAGAGACAGAGGAUACCUUCAUAGCUGAUUUGGUUGUUGGCUUGUGUACUGGACAGAUCAAAACUGGUGCACCCUGUCGCUCUGAGCGUUUGGCCAAGUACAACCAGAUUCUUAGAAUUGAAGAGGAGCUGGGGGACAAGGCUCGCUUCGCUGGGAAAAACUUCAGAAACCCGUUGAUUAAUUAAUUAGAACUUUCUAUGCACAAACAGGUUCAUAUUUGCAUACAUACCAACACAUUAGAUGAGAAUGUAAAACUAAAUAUUUAAGGGAAGUUGUCUGAAUAGAACUGUCCCCAAACUUACCAUAACUGUUAGUUUGUAGCGAUAAUAAAAGAACUGUAGUUCUGUUUAGGUCUGUUGAAAUGAUGUGUAGGCUUAAUAUUUAUUUACGUGAUACUUGUUUACAAUACUGACAAAACUGUAAUCAAUGGAGCUGGAAGAGGCACAAUCAAUAAAAAAUUGCUUGAUGACACAAUGUACUGUGAUUUUU